Anoplopoma fimbria (sablefish) is the source of this 4463-nucleotide messenger RNA. RefSeq names its product Translocating chain-associated membrane protein 1-like 1-like. Gene Ontology annotation, biological process: protein insertion into ER membrane; SRP-dependent cotranslational protein targeting to membrane, translocation. Gene Ontology annotation, cellular component: endoplasmic reticulum membrane. The transcript has 11 exons. The coding region runs from base 166 to 1281 and encodes 371 amino acids. NCBI's taxonomy places the organism in Eukaryota, Metazoa, Chordata, Actinopteri, Perciformes, Anoplopomatidae. The record is from RefSeq and is a predicted model, not a curated record.
UCUGGGUGCGAUGCAUCUUCAUGCCUGUUGUUGAAAACACACAGGAGCACCGGAGACUCCGUGCGUAAAGGUCCGGUGAUCUGGUGAUUACGCGCAGUGCCGACGGGGUCCAAACCCAGCAGCAGGUCUCCAGUGACGGGCAGCCCAGUGCCUCGUAGGUGAGCCAUGGGGUUCCGCAAGAAGAACAAGAGCCCCCCGGUGCUGAGCCACGAAUUCGUGAUCCAGAACCACGCAGACAUGGUGUCGUGUUUGGCCAUGAUCAUCCUCCUCGGCCUGAUGUUCGAGGUCACAGCCAAGUUUGCCAUCAUGUUCAUCACAGUCCAGUACAACGUAACACAAGUUCUCGAUGAGAAAAGUGAUCCGGUGAACCUUUACCAGUACGGCCCUAAAGAUGUGGCCACUGUGUUUUUCUACCUUCUUAUUGCGGUCAUCCUUCAUGCCUUGAUACAAGAAUAUAUUCUCGACAAAAUGAACAGGAGGUUGCACCUGUCGAAAACCAAACACAGCAAGUUCAACGAGUCUGGACAGCUGGCGGCGUUCUACCUGUUCUCCUUCAUCUGGGGCUGCAGCAUCCUGACGGCGGAGGACUUUGCAACAAAUCCUACUUUCCUCUGGGAGGGUUACCCACACACUCACAUGGUUUUUCAGGUCAAGUUCUUCUACAUUUGCCAAAUUGCCUAUUGGCUCCAUGCUCUACCUGAGCUGUACUUUCAAAAAGUACGGAAGGAGGACAUCCCCCGUCAGCUCUAUUACAUUUGCCUUUACGUUGUCCACAUCACUGGUGCCUAUGUCUUAAACCUCCACCGACUGGGCCUGGUGCUGCUGGUGCCUCACUACCUGGUGGAGCUGCUGUUCCACGCUUCACGCCUCUUCUACUUCAGUGAUGAGAACAAGCAGAAAGGUUUUACUCUGUGGGCGCUUCUGUUUGUCAUCGCACGCCUCCUCACCCUCACACUCUCAGUUCUGACGUUUGGCUUCGGACUGCCCCGUACAGAAAACCAGGGCUUUUCUCUCGCAGAAGGCAACUUCAACGUGCUCACCAUAAGGAUGACUUGUCUGGCAGCUAUCUGCCUGACACAGGCUUGGAUGAUGUGGAAAUUCAUUAACUUCCAGUUGAAAAAGUGGAGGGAGCACAGCCAGAACCAGGCCUCCAAGAAGAAGGCGGUCAGCCCGAAGAGCAAGCCUCACAAAAGGGAGCUUACGAGGGGAGGUGCUGCCAAUGGGGUUGUGAAGUCGGAGGAUAAAACAUCACCACGGGCAAGAAAAGCCAAAGCUUCAUAGAGACGGAAGAGUUUGGGGGAGAAAAAAAAACUGAGUGAGGGAGUUCCGACAAUUAUGUCUUUACACGACUUCAAAUUUUGUCUACUGAUCUGCAAAACAAAUGUUUAAGCGCACUAAGAAACCUUACAGCUGUCCCUUUUUGAGGUUGAAACUUUAUUUUAUUAUUCAUUUGGGUUCUCUGUAGACGGGAUGUUGGCGGGACAGUGCUGGGUUUGAUGCUUUAACAAGAGAGACUUCAAAGUGUCCUUUCGUGUAAAAACUACGAUCACUCGCAGGGUACUUUCAAACUUCACUAAUUUGACAUCGAAUCAGUUAACGUCACGGUAACUUAUAAAGCGAAUUUUGACUUCAGGGUAAUGUUAUAUAAAGUGUUAAUGUACAGACUAACUGUACAGGGUGUCAUUUUAAGUUUGGACCUUAUUCAGUCAAACUCAGUAAAACAGGCCACUGACUUAAGUCCCAUAAUAAAGCCUUUCUUGCUCUGCAAGACGGCACUUUGACAUUCUACUGUUGUCAGGAAAAGAUCCAAAAGGAAUAUUUCUGCUAUUUAUGUAUUUGGCAUAGCUGCAGCCAGAAAACUGAAGCACGUACUACACUCCUUGAUGAUUUACUGCCAUUAUUUGACAGCCUCUGCCUUUUGAAAUCCAAAAUGUUGGAUUGAGGCGCGUUUUGUAUUUUCGUUUGCUUUUUAUCACAAGCCUGGUGGUCAGCUUUAGCCUGUUAGCGGGGGCUCGACUUACCAAGAGGAAGCUGCACUGUAACCUGUGAUGCUGUACUGUAUGCAUACAGUGAAAUCUUUCUAAAGGCAUGAUUGAGGCUGUGUAUCAGUCUUGUAUGUGGUCAAUGCAUGAUGGUUCAAGGCUAAGGACUUUAUGGCUAGUUCCUAGCUGUGCUGUUGAGUUUGCAUAUUUCUCUUACGCACACACACACACAAAGCAUUCAGUGGCCUUUUUAUAACUGCUGCAAGCAGUUUGAAUAAUUUAUUUUUUGCCAUAUACAACAGAAAGUUAUUAUUUUCUAUGCUUUGACAAGCUAUAACCAGCAAACACGGCGGUACAUAGCAACUGCAUUUAGUUAAUCCAAACAAAACAAUCUUUCUUCAAGUGUCCUUAUAAUGUCAGUGGUUUGUAUCACUCGUUCUGCUUGUGUUGCGUUCUGUUUGCCUUCUCUGUUUUUUGCUUUUUUUACUCUCGGGUAUCAGGGGACAAGUUAUCCACCACGUAUACUAUAAGUUACAUCCCAUGGUGCAGUGGGAGGUGCGUUUGUAAGGGAUGUGUUUGUAUGCUGGUGCACUUACUCAUGUUUGUUUGUGUGUGUGUGUGUGUGUGUGUGUGUGUGUGUGUGUGUGUGUGUGUGUGUGUGUGUGUGUGUGUGUGUGUGUGUGUGUGUGUGUGUGUGUGUGUGUGUGUGUUCAGUAUUGUCUGCCUACUGUGUAUGCGAAUUAACUGGGCGUGAAUGAUGAUGAUGAUGAUGAUGGUGAUGACAACGAUGUUUAUUGCUUGUCUCGUAAAAUAAUUAUUGCAGAGCAUGAAAUGUUACAAUCUGUUCACUGACUCCUGCCCUGUUUGUCGUAUUUCACAAUCGCAUCCUUUAGUUCACUUCGGUUCGGCCCGACACGCUUCUGUGUGCGACACACUCGAGUUGUGGAUUGUUGUAUGUUUUAUAGAUCUUCGGUUACUAAAUGCUUAUGUGUUCAGUGUCUCUGCCCCUCACAUGCCCCCCUUUUUCCCCCCGUGUGAGAGAGAUUCUGUGAUAUCUGUUUGCCACAUGUGGCAUGUUCUGUCCUUCCUGCUUCCACCUUUUCAAUGAUCCUGACACUGCUAUGGAGCACACGUGUUGUACUGUCGGCCACACUCACUCAUCUCCUGGACCUGGAGACGUGCUCUACUACUAGUCCACUGUGCAUGAGAAGCUCCGUGCAGAAAAGACUGUACUAACAGUUGGAGUCUGGAGUAAGGGAUGAGACGAAGAUGCCAUUCAUUUUUGCUCCCUUUAGCGCUCCAUAUUGGGACUUUUAUGGUCUGUAAAGCCCAAUGUCUGUGUGUGGCGGUGUCAUAGGAGAGAAGGAGGAGCAGAGGACGUCUGUACCAGCCUGUUAUUAAACCGUCUCAGAUGUAAAAGAGGAAAAAAAAAGAAACUGAUUCAACCCUACACUGUACUAAAAUAUGUGUCAGAUUUUUAAGCUAUUUUUAUAGAGCGGAACCUGUUGAAAUUCAUUGUUGUUCAGUACACACGUGUGAAUAUUUGUUUUGCAUCCAUAUUGAUAUGAAUUGGGGGUUUUUUUAUAUAAGAAUGAAGCUUGCUGAACUGUUAGCGUGGAUAUACAUUGUGGUAUGAGUGUAAAGAUGUAUUAAGCCUAAUGGUUUAUUUAACUUCAUGGCCUUAUUAGAGCAAAAUGAACCCAAUUAUAUAACACUAUGCUGCAGGUGUACUCUGCAGCUUUCACAACUACAUGUUUUAUGUUUUAUGAUCGUGAAGAACACAUCAGUUUGAAUAUAUAAUGAGAGGAGCAAACGGUCAGUAUAGUGUUUUAUUUGUUCCAAUCCUGCAGGUGAUAUUGUGGAUAUAGAACGAAACAUUUUGCAAGUGAAACCCUCUUUUUCCUGCUCCUCAGAUGCCACGCUGUACAGUAAUCAGCGUACGUUUCGGCUCUGAAACAUGAGCCACCCUGCAGUUCACGCCCCCUCGCUUCGAGACACAAUAGCCUGUAUAAUCCCACAGGAAUGCACUUUUUUUUGCAUAAUAUGCAUUAUGUAAGAGCACCGUAACACUUCUCACUUUGGCUGUUCCUGCGUUGGUUCUCAAUGAAUUACAAAUUAAGAGUUGCUAAAUUUUCAAAUGUGUGCAUUUUGUAAUUGUUGAAAACUAAAAAAAAAAAAAAAAGGCUGCAAUGAUUUAACUGUAUGAGCAACCUCUAGGUGGCAACAAUACUUUAUGCUUUUGACCAUGAGAUCACUUUAAAGAAAGAAAAAAAGAGACAUGUUUAUUGUAUUCUAUUAAUUCAUUCUGCACUGUCCUUGAUUCGCUUUUAUUUCACUGCUUGUUUAUAGAUGUUGCGAUAUAUUUCCUUUUUAAAUAUGUUGUCUCUGAACUGCUCUGAUGGUAUAUAUUUAUGCAAAUUCUCGUGAGUUCUGAUCAUUUUUCUUCGUCACUAUUUUUUUAUUUCAUGUUGGAAUAAAGCU